AUGAGCUUUGGAAAGAUCCUGAUGCCGGAGAACCCAGACGAGCGAGCAGCGCUAUUCUUGUUGGAGGAGGGCUUGGCCGCGACGACAGGAAGGCCGACGCGGUUGAAUGCAAAUCCGCUUCUCCGCACAGCGGCCAGCAGGUGCCAAGCUCGCUUGCUACAGCCGUUGGUCGAGGCACGGGCAGAGCUGGAUGCUCCCGAUCCUCGCUUUGGCAGCACCGCCCUUGAUCGCGCCGUUUCUGCAGGCUGCUUUGCGGGCACUGCGAAGCUCCUGGAGAUGGGGGCCGAUCCCGACGCGGGUCAUGGCCGCAACUAUUUGUUGGAGCAUGCCAGCCCUGAAGUGGAGGUGUUGCUUCGUGGAAACAAG
Molecule: messenger RNA, 366 nt
Organism: Symbiodinium necroappetens
Lineage: Eukaryota; Dinophyceae; Suessiales; Symbiodiniaceae
Source: the annotation of a GenBank genome assembly